CAAGCUGGGGAAGACCAGCAAAGGCAAUUAAGAUUUCUAGGUUUGCAACCAAACUAAAGCACAACACUUCAGCCAUCCUGACUCUGCCUCUUUGAUAAAAGGUCGAACAAGACAGCUAAUUUGGAGCGUGCAUUUAGGUGAUGGACUAAUAGAGGUUUUGUGAAGACAGCAACAUGAAAGUGAACAAAAAAUGAAAAAUGGUAAAGAUUUCUGAUCUACACCAUACAUAUGAACCACUGCGAGGUUCUUCUAGAAGAGCUGCAUAAAAGCGUAAAAACUCAUUUCAGAGAAGCUGGCAGAGGAGAUCUUCCUGGCAGUCUGUGCCCUAAGUUUUUAUUUCAACAAAGAAUGAAAACGUCAGAUAGAGCUGCCUCCUGCACUGCUGUCUAUACCCCUCAUGUUGGACUAGGUCUGGGGAGUCCAGAGUUCAAAUCCCCAUUCAGCCAACCUAACCCUGUAUACCACUCUGUGCUCCUUGGAGGAAAGCAGGAUAUAAAUAACACCUUGGCCAAAGCAUUAUACGAUAACAAAGCGGAGAGUCCUGAUGAGCUCGCCUUCCGCCGAGGAGACAUCCUGACAGUUCUUGAGCAGAAUGUCCUCGGAAGUGAAGGGUGGUGGAAAUGUUCCCUCCAUGGAAAGCAAGGCCUGGUGCCUGCAAAUCGCCUCCAGCUUUUGACCCCUUCACAGCUUCCUUGCACCCAGCAUGAUUUCCAAGGACUCUCAGCGAACCCACAGAUUAUCUACCAAGUUCCCUCAGCCGUGCUCAAGGCUCCCCCACCAUUGUCCAUUUAUGAAAAAAUGGACGGUUGGACUAAGACUCCUCCUCCUUCCUCUGCUUCUUCCCCACCACAACAAGAGGUCUACGAAGUGCCAGCUUUGGCUGCAAAAGUGCUGAGUGAAAAGCCCCAACAUUCAUCACAUCAGCACCUCAUCACUCUUCCCAGAGCAACUUGGGCAUCUGCACUGAAAAGCAAAAGUGAUACCUAUGAUGUCCCAUCCCCACAGCGCUGUGUAUCCUUAUUCACCCAGGGUCUUGCCACUCCGCCUUCUUCUAGAAAGGGCUCCAAACAAUUCCCCUUCGCGGAAUGCUGCCUGGAAAAGGCACUGCAGCUCUAUGAUACCCCGCUGAGUCCAGAAAAGGCCAGAACGCACAAAAGGCAGGAGUCUCCGGAGGGCAACGUGUAUGACAUCCCACCAACAGCCUCCAGAGAAUUUGGCACUGCUACAGAAACAGCACAUCAAGGAAAGCAUUUGAAUUAUUACAAUACUAUGCCAAACCUUCGCAAAUCAGAAUGGAUCUAUGAUAUACCAGUGUCACCGGAAAAAAUGGGAUUAAGACAGAAUCAUUACCCAGCUAAGCAUUUCCUUUAUGAUAUACCAUCAGCCAGGUUUGAUUCUGGUAUGCAAAUCAACCCACUAAUACACAAUAAAUCAGUGAAUUCACAAGUAUAUGACGUUCCACCUGUACUAAGGAAAAUAAGUGCUCCAGAGAUUCCUCUUUAUGAUGUGCCAUCCACACACGAUGCAUUAUUGCAGCAUCAAAAUGAUAACUAUAUUGUUCCUCUGGGAAUUCCGUCCUCUAGGAUUGAAAAGGAGAGCUAUCAGACGCUCUAUGAUAUUCCAAAAGGAACGCCUAUUGCUUCACCAGAAAAGAAAGGGGUUGAAAACCAUAAUUCUGAAGACAACACUUAUGUUUUUCCUCUACAUGUGACCAGAGAUGGCAAAUUGGACCAAGACAGAUUGUCUGUUUCAAGUACAGACAGCAGGACCAGCACCAUAUCAACCUCAUCAAGUUCUUCUACAGAGUUUUUUCAAUUUACAGCAUCAUCAUCGCCUUCUUCUACCCCGCUGUUAUCAAGAGAGCCCACCCCUAAAGAAGCAACUAUGGAACUUGACUCAGCCAUAGAAACGCUGACUAAGCUACAGCACAGUGUAUCCAGUUCAAUUGCAAGUCUAAUGAUCUUUGUGAGCAGCAAGUGGAGAUAUCAAGAACAUCUAAAGGAAAACAUUGAGGAAAUCCGUCGAGCAGUUGACCACAUAAAGGUCUCUUUGGGAGAAUUCUUGGACUUUGCUCGAACCGUUGAAGGAAAUGCGGCUUAUGUCUCUGAUAGUAAACUGCAGGCAAGAAUUAAAAAGCAGCUGAACAGCCUCAUUGACUCUUUUCAGAGGCUGGUAAAAACAAGAGAAGCGCUGAAUGCCUGCAAUUGGUCGCUUGAGGUUCUGGUAAUUAAGAGUCCACAGGAUAACCUGGACGAUCUGGAUCGGUAUGUGAUGGUGGCCCGCACCAUUCCAGAUGACAUCAAGAAAUUUGUGUCCAUCAUCAUAGCUAAUGGGAAGCUACUGUUCAGAAAGAACAGCAAGGAGAAAGAUGGCCACGAGCGGAGAAUUGGUGUAGAGCACAAAAUGAAAAAGGACAGUUCCGAGCAGAGAAUAGGAGAUGAUUCUCUUGUAAGAAACGUUUUGGAUAAGCCAAGAGAAAACAGUACCUAUUUGGAGAAGUCAGGAGUUGACAUCCCUGACGACUGUGAUAAUGUUCAGUUACAGAAAUCAUUAGGACUGGGACAGGCACAACGUUCUCCUUCAGCUAGCAAGAUGGAAAGAAAGAAUGUGGAAUUAAAAAUAAAGGGUUCUCCACCUACAGUGAAACACAACAGUUUGAGCAAGCAGGAUUCAGCCCAGAAAGUGGUGCUCUCUGAUCUCUGCAGAUUGUAUUUUGGUGCUGUGCAGAGAGCCAUUGGUGUCUUCCACAAGAGUCUCAGUGAUGACCAGAGCCCUGAAGUCUUCAUAGCCCAGAGCAAACUGAUCAUUAUGGUGGGGCAAAAGUUGGUGGACGCCUUAUGCCAGGAAGCCCUUGAGAAGGCCACUCGAAACGAGAUCCUGUGUGGCAGCAGCCAGUUUUGUGGCUUGCUGAAGAAUUUGGCAGUUGCCACCAAAAAUGCUGCAAUGCAAUAUCCAAAACCCGAAGCCAUAAGGGAACUUCAGGAUCAAGCUGAUGGGCUGUCUAAGUACAUACAGCAGUUCCAAGCGAUGAUGGAAUGAAGUGAUUGCUCUGCUGGCGUUUGGUGGACACACGUGUUGGCAGGGUUGAAAGCGACGGAAAGAACUGAGUUUCAUUUCUAGAUGUGUAGCAAGACUCCUUCUUUGUUAAAGAGCUUGUGUGUCAGUCUAUCCCUGCCCAAGGGGAAUAAUAGUAUUGUAGCUCCCUACCUCAAAGGGAUGUUGUGAGAAUAAAUAUAUAUACAUAUUUGGUAAAA
Molecule: messenger RNA, 3254 nt
Organism: Hemicordylus capensis (graceful crag lizard)
Lineage: Eukaryota; Metazoa; Chordata; Lepidosauria; Squamata; Cordylidae
Gene: CASS4
Product: Cas scaffold protein family member 4
Exons: 8
Coding region: 229-3039 (936 amino acids)
Biological process (GO): cell surface receptor protein tyrosine kinase signaling pathway; cell migration
Cellular component (GO): cytoplasm; plasma membrane
Molecular function (GO): protein binding
Source: RefSeq, a predicted model, not a curated record